This is a messenger RNA of Dioscorea cayenensis subsp. rotundata (Guinea yam), 825 nucleotides long. RefSeq lists its product as uncharacterized. Lineage: Eukaryota; Viridiplantae; Streptophyta; Magnoliopsida; Dioscoreales; Dioscoreaceae. The transcript has 6 exons. The record is from RefSeq and is a predicted model, not a curated record. The coding region runs from base 46 to 738 and encodes 230 amino acids.
UGAAGUUUGGGAGCUGUUCUUGGUCUCGCCGGAGAAUCGAAGGAGAUGGAGAACGAGAUGGAGUGGUUUACUUGGGAUUUGGCCGGGCUUUACAAGAAGGACGGAUCACCGGCGACGAUUUUCACAGAGACCUCAGAAUUUCAUCCGGAUUCGUUGCCAUUGUUGAGUGGCACAAGUGAACGUGAGGCUCAACGCUAUCUUCAGGAUCUCGGAAAAAUUAUUGCUGCCAUGGUAGCAGAAAAAAUUGCUCCUCAAAACAAAUUGUAUAUUUGGCGAAGAAAUUUAUGGGCCAUCAACAUUGUUCUUCAUUCGUAUUUCGCAACUUCUGCAUCACCUGUUUCCUUUGGUGAAGUACCACUUUUCCCUUCCCUUGAUGCCGAAAUUUAUCCGGGCAGAAAACGUUCGAUGCUCUUCUGGUAUUUUUCUGGAUGUGGUCGUUGGAUCGAUGACAUUGAACGAUUAGUGUUCCAAGGACAUCCUUCAUCACCAGAAAGAUUACCCUUUCUUUUCUUUAUUCGUUAUACUGCAAAGGUGUGGAAUAUUUACCAACGCACACGCUUCGAAUUGAUGAAGACCGAAAUUCUUAGGUCUUGUUCUUUAUCGACACUUGCACGUUCGACGGCAACCUCAGAUAACUCGCAUAGAUCUCCUCGAUCACCAUUCGAAACAAAUAAACAAUUUGCAGAACUUGUGGAUGUGUCAGAUAUUAUAUCUCUGUAUGAAAGUAUGAAGAUUUGAGAGAAAGUUGGUUUUCUGCAGAUUAUCAAGUAAUCAACUUAAUUUUCUGCAAAUCUAUGUGUUGAUAAAUAAGAAUUUUGCAUUCAA